AUGCAGGGAACAGCGUCGUGGAGGGUGGUGGAACAGGCGCGCGCGCGUGAGCUUGGCCGCCUGAAGUACCCGGUGCAUCUGGGUCUCGCAUGUGGCGCGGUGCUUGAUGUCACGCAUUUCCACGUAUCCCUGCGGUUGGCAGAGACUGCGGUGGGUCUCGAAAAACCGCCGGUAUCCGCCAUCCAAGACUACAAUGUCUGGAUAGUGGAGGUACGGGUAGCGGUGGGCAUUGUGGGCGCGGUCCAACUUUCGCAAGUGGCUGGCCAUUGUGGGCGCCCUGAACACCGAGUACUCGCAGUGGAAUAUGAGAAGGCGUGUGCGGCGCAGAACAGGGCGGCCAAAGAACAUGUGCUGCAAUUCGCUCUGCAGCGGUGCGUGCAUGGCACCAUCAAUGUGUCCGCCUUGGUAUUCGUAACGGAACCGGCAGUCCACCACAAUGUACUCGUCGAACAAGCCGGCGCGCGCGCCCGAAAGUAUGCGCGCCAUUUCUUCGGCGUCGAUGCGCGGGAGCAGCUCCUGCGCCGCUUGGAACGUGCGGAUGGGCGUGUGCCGGAGGUGGCCUGUGGGCGGCUCGCCCUGACUGAGAUCCUCCAACGGCACAAAGCUCAGGUCGUGCAGUUUGUCCUCGUAGUGAUGGCUAGCAUAGGUAUUUCCCGAAUACUCGCUUUCCUCAUAGUGUCGUUGGCUGUAAAGAUUCUCCUCAUAGGAACGCUCCGUCAACUUUUUAUUCGCGUAGCAAUCGAGGGGGUACUUAUCCAUCGGGUAGUUUUCCUUUUCCAGAUCGCAGUCUGA
This is a messenger RNA of Clavispora lusitaniae ATCC 42720, 792 nucleotides long. The record is from RefSeq and is a predicted model, not a curated record. NCBI's taxonomy places the organism in Eukaryota, Fungi, Ascomycota, Pichiomycetes, Serinales, Metschnikowiaceae.